Mesitornis unicolor (brown roatelo) is the source of this 384-nucleotide messenger RNA. Its product is annotated as importin subunit beta-1-like. The transcript has 2 exons. The record is from RefSeq and is a predicted model, not a curated record. Gene Ontology annotation, cellular component: nucleus; cytoplasm. Gene Ontology annotation, molecular function: nuclear import signal receptor activity; small GTPase binding. NCBI's taxonomy places the organism in Eukaryota, Metazoa, Chordata, Aves, Mesitornithiformes, Mesitornithidae. Gene Ontology annotation, biological process: protein import into nucleus. The annotation marks the transcript as partial.
CCGACCUUCCUGGUGGAACUGUCCAGAGUGCUGGCAAACCCCGGCAACAGCCAAGUUGCUCGUGUGGCGGCCGGCUUGCAGAUCAAGAACUCCCUGACGUCCAAGGACCCCGACAUCAAGGCCCAGUACCAACAGAGAUGGCUCGCCAUCGACGCCAACGCCCGCAGGGAAGUCAAGAACUAUGUUUUGCAGACGUUGGGCACAGAAACGUACAGGCCCAGCUCAGCCUCCCAGUGCGUGGCCGGCAUCGCCUGCGCCGAGAUCCCCAUGAACCAAUGGCCUGAACUCAUCCCCCAGUUGGUAGCGAACGUUACAAAUCAGCACAGCACCGAGCACAUGAAAGAGUCAACGUUGGAGGCCAUUGGGUACAUCUGCCAGGAUAUC